Molecule: messenger RNA, 3003 nt
Organism: Penicillium angulare
Lineage: Eukaryota; Fungi; Ascomycota; Eurotiomycetes; Eurotiales; Aspergillaceae
Product: putative serine/threonine protein kinase
Exons: 3
Coding region: 1-3003 (1000 amino acids)
Biological process (GO): peptidyl-threonine phosphorylation; actin cortical patch assembly; protein autophosphorylation
Cellular component (GO): cytoplasm
Molecular function (GO): protein serine/threonine kinase activity; ATP binding
Source: RefSeq, a predicted model, not a curated record
AUGUCCUCCUUCCAAUCAUCACCCCAGCCCCAUCACGGCCAUGCUGGUCAGUCUCGCCAAUUCGCCGCGUACAAUCCAGUCGCCGCCGCUUCAGCUCCCCCAGGGACUUUCCUCCCCGGGACUAAAGUCCAAGUAGGCGGGCAUCGCGUUGUGAUAGAGAAAUACUUGUCGGAGGGAGGUUUUGCUCAUGUCUAUGUGGUGCGGUUGCCGCAGGCGAUCAAUGGCUCAGAGACCGCAGUCCUGAAACGGGUCGCUGUACCUGACAAGUCCGCUCUGGCCAGCAUGCGGACCGAGGUAGAGACCAUGAAGAAGCUCAAGGGUCAUCGGCACAUUGUGAAAUACAUUGAUUCGCAUGCCUCCCAGCUGCGUGGAGGUGGUUACGAAGUGUUCUUAGUCAUGGAAUACUGCGGGGGUGGCGGUUUGAUAGACUUCAUGAAUACCCGGUUGCAAAACCGAUUGACAGAGCCGGAGAUCAUCAAGAUCUUCUCAGACGUGGCCGAGGGUGUAGCCUGCAUGCAUUAUCUCAAGCCGCCCCUGUUGCAUCGCGACCUGAAAGUGGAAAACGUUUUGAUUUCGCGGACGGGAGGCUCAUCCGUUUAUAAACUAUGCGACUUUGGAUCAACAGCUCCACCUCGCCCUGCCGCUACCUCUGCUGCGGAGGGUCGACUUAUCGAGGACGAUGUACAGAGACAUACAACUCUUCAAUACCGAAGUCCGGAGAUGAUUGACGUCUAUCGCAAGCACCCCAUUGAUGAGAAGAGCGAUAUCUGGGCUUUGGGUGUGCUAUUGUACAAAUUAUGUUACUAUACAACUCCAUUUGAGGAAGUGGGACAGAUGGCCAUUCUCAAUGCCAGUUUCAAAUUCCCCUCUUAUCCACAGUUUUCAGAUCGGCUGAAGAUGUUGAUCGCAUCUAUGCUGAAGGAGCUCCCUUCGAAACGUCCGAAUAUUUAUCAAGUAGUACAGGAAGCGUGCAAGAUGCAAGGAAAAGAGGUUCCUAUUCGAGAUAUUUACUCUAAUCGUUCUGCUUCCGAAGCACGCAAGUAUCAGGAACUGCCUCCCACUCCGGUAGAGGCCCCUGCAGUCGGUGCUAAGUUCUCGCCUCCUAUGCAAGAAACGCAAAUUAUUCCCGAGAUUGCACCCAUGCGACGAGGGCGCCCUGGAAGGCCACAAAAUUCCCAGCACGAUUCUUCCAAAGAAAGUCCUUCCCCUUACCGUGGCUCGCCCAGUACGUCGUCAGACCCAUUUGCAUCCUUAGAUGGUGCGGCUCGGAAGAAGGAGGCAGAGAAGCGCUUCCCGUCAUUGGAACAGUUCGACAUACUGCAUGAAAAAGGGGACAGGUUUGACUUUGAGCCAAGUGCCAACGAAACAAAACCAGAGGAAGAUGAUCUUUCUCAGAGACUCACCAACGCCUUGGCAGAUGAUGCAUUCGCGAAACGGGCAUCGCCUGAACGACAGAAGCCAGCCCCGAAUCGGCACUUACAAGCGUCGCCUGUUCGAACACCCGUUUCUCAAGAGCGUUCUGCUCGUCAAUCAGCCCCGUUGUAUCAGCCAGCCCCCACGCGGCCUGCAAUGGUUUCAACGGGAACAAUGACUUCUCCUGCUCAGACUCCUCGCAUUCCGGAGCAGAAACUGUCGAGUCAGCCAAUUUACCGAUUCCCGGCCUCAGAUGAGGAGCGACCUUCAAGCCAGCCGUGGGCACAAGAGGAGCAGAAGAAGGCACCAUCACCUCCUUCAUCGAAUUUGAGGCCAGUGCCGAGCCCCCGGUUGUCAUCUGAUCGGAUUUCUCACCACUCCAACUCCGCACGAGCUUCCAUGGAGACACUGCGACGACCCAGUACGCUGGAUGUAAAUGAGCAUGCAGUACGCUCGAGGUCCGCAGUUGCUAAAGCUCGUCCUAUCUCUGUUCAACCCUCAUCUCGCUAUGAGUUGCCACAGGACUCUGAGCCUUCACGUUCAUCUUUGGAUCUUUCGCGAUACGAGGGUGGAGCACCACUUCGCUCUGUUCGCACAGAUAUAGACCGAGAUUAUGAACAGGCCAACAUCUCUUCGGAUAUGGAUUAUUUACGAGCCAAGGAAGAGGAAGAAAGCAACCGAAAGCGGGAGAAACGCUCCAGCAGUGGAGCUAAGCACAGCAAACGCAGCAGCUUGUCUACGCUGUCAUUCUCUGGAGGCAAAACCUUGUUGGCAGGCCGAUUUGGGGAAGCAUUCCGCCGCUUUGAAAGCAGUAACCCGGAUAAGCAAGCUACAACUCCAUCUGUCGAGGAGACCAUUUCCCAACAACAAGUCAUCGGUUCGGAGAGCCUGGAUUCCCCUACUGAAGACUUCUCGCCUUAUCACGAUGACCCCUUGGAUGAUGUAGAACGCGAGGACAUCUCUCCAGAGAUGCGCCGUGAGCUAGAGCGCCGCCGACUCUCCCAGGAGGAGAAGCGAGUGGCCAGUGCGGCAGCUGAAUUCCGACGCCGGGCAGCGGAAGAAGGAGGCGGACGAGCUGGUGGCGAUGGACCACGUUCUCGAGUCAUACAGAAUCGAGUACAGACAUUGCUUGGCGAGACUAAGAAACCGCCUGUGCCUAAUAAGACUGCAACUGGCUACGGAAAAUACACCGACACCACUGCUUUGCAGGCGAAGCAAGGUGGUGUGCAAACCUCCACCACGGGUGGAUUUCCUAUUUAUGGUGGUCGUGAAGCUGUCGCUAUGGCUCCUCCAGAUCGCCGGGAUGGAGCUAGUGCCCCUGCAGGAAUCCCACAGGCUACUGCCUCUUCAGCGGCUCGACCCGCCGCAUCGCGUCCGCCUGCUCCGCCUAAGCCGAAGAAUCUCCGCGUAGGCGGACAAGAUACAUCCCGGCCAGGAACAGGUACUAGCCAAGAUCGCACGCCAAUUAGUCCACAGGGUGAGGAUUGGGAGGCCAACUUCAGCAAGCGAUUUCCUAGUCUUUCUGGGAUCGAAAUGGAGACAGAGAUUGAGGUCGCUAAAUACCCGAAGCUGCGUACACGGGAACUGUAA